UGGUUCCUUUUGGCCUAAGGAUCUUCCCUAAUGGAGAAACCUUUUCCGUUCACCACCGCAAUGGCACCGCUUUCUCUCCACGUAGUCCUGCUGGUGAUUAGAUGGCUGCCGGUCGCGUGCUACAGCUACCAAUCAAAGUCCCUUUUCAUGACCUUCUCCGAGCUGGCCGCCCUUGAAAAGAAGUCUCAGGACCGCGUUUGGGUGAAGUGCCUUCAGGACAGUAUGGAGGUGACGGUGGUGGAGGAGAAGGCGGAUGCUUUUGGUCCGGGGUUCCCCGUUGACCCUAAACGCCUGAACCUUGGCCCUGUGGUCCAAUCACAGAGCCGUUGCCAGGCAGAGGCCAGUGGAAAGGGGGCUUACACCUUCCGAGCCCAGCAUGGAGAGUGUGGCACGAAACUAAUGAUAUCAGAUGACAACAUUGUCUUCAGCAACCUGCUGGUCUACUCUCCUCCUCCCACUGAAGCUGGACAGCUCCCUCCAACUCCCUCCCUGGCUGUUCCAGUGCACUGUAUUUAUAAACGGAGGUAUGGGGUGAGUAGCGGUCCUCUAAAACACUCCCGGGCCCCAGUGGUUCCCCGCUUCUGGCCUUCCACCUCCAACUCCGGCUCAGAUAGUUGGAGGUCAGCAGACGGGGACGCCUCGGUCUGUUGGAACUGGGGGACGGAUGAGACAUUUCUCUCACGAAGUACCAAGACCCGCCACCAGAGGGCAGUAAUGGACCAAACAAGACCGGCCACCAGAGGGCAGUAAUGGACCAAACAAGACCGGCCUCCAGAGGGCAGUAAUGCACCAAGCAAGAUCCGCCACCAGAGUG
Gadus morhua (Atlantic cod) is the source of this 814-nucleotide messenger RNA. Its product is annotated as zona pellucida sperm-binding protein 3. NCBI's taxonomy places the organism in Eukaryota, Metazoa, Chordata, Actinopteri, Gadiformes, Gadidae. The transcript has 4 exons. Gene Ontology annotation, molecular function: acrosin binding. The coding region runs from base 31 to 750 and encodes 239 amino acids. Gene Ontology annotation, cellular component: extracellular matrix. Gene Ontology annotation, biological process: positive regulation of acrosome reaction; binding of sperm to zona pellucida; egg coat formation. The record is from RefSeq and is a predicted model, not a curated record.